This is a messenger RNA of Chaetomium strumarium, 327 nucleotides long. RefSeq lists its product as uncharacterized. NCBI's taxonomy places the organism in Eukaryota, Fungi, Ascomycota, Sordariomycetes, Sordariales, Chaetomiaceae. The annotation marks the transcript as partial. The record is from RefSeq and is a predicted model, not a curated record. Gene Ontology annotation, molecular function: protein dimerization activity. The transcript has a single exon.
GACUCGCGUCAAGCACAAAACCGCGUCGGAAAGAGGUACCGGGACAAGCUUGGUGCGGAGUUUCAGAGCUUGCAGGCGGCGCUGCGCCUCGGGUGCUACGAAGAUAACGACACACAACCGAAGCGAGCGUCGACUGACGUCAACCACCAGGUGCAGUUGCUCGGGCAACCCAUGGAGGCGUGUGGCAACAGACCCGGCAGCACUGUCAAUAAGGCCAAGAUCCUGGCACUGGCAUGUGAACGCAUCAGCGAGCUGCUUCAGCAGUGGGAGUCAACAAAUGCGGAAAGGGACGCGUUGCGGCAGGAAAAGGUCUUGGCGGGUUGGUGA